Molecule: messenger RNA, 492 nt
Organism: Camellia sinensis
Lineage: Eukaryota; Viridiplantae; Streptophyta; Magnoliopsida; Ericales; Theaceae
Source: RefSeq, a predicted model, not a curated record
AUGACAAACUCUUCCCUCCUCCUCCUCCUCCUCCUCUGCCAACACGACACCCUAUCACCACUUCCAUCUCUGGCGAUUUCAACAACGAGCUCUUCUCCCCUCCUCCUCCUCCUUCCUCCUCCGCCGAUACGACACCCUAUCACCACUUCCUCGGCGGACAGUGGUUUGUGUGGCUACGAGAGAGACGAUGAAGAAGAAGAGAUCAUGACACAAGUGUCGUUUUCACUAAAUCGCAAGAAGAGGGUGAAGAAGCUGUUACCGUCGUUUCCGGCGGAGGGUAAAGUGAAGGACAGCUUCGCGGUGGUGAAGGAAUCGGUGGACCCAUAUGAAGAUUUCAAGGCAUCCAUGAUGGAGAUGAUAUUAGCAAAGCAGCUGUUUGAGGAGAGAGACUUCAAGCAACUGUUGGAGUUUUUCUUAUCGCUUAAUUCGCGUCAUCAUUACGAGGUCAUUGUUGACACUUUUUCGGACAUUUGGAAGACAAUUUUUUUGUAG